Nilaparvata lugens (brown planthopper) is the source of this 2123-nucleotide messenger RNA. RefSeq lists its product as uncharacterized. NCBI's taxonomy places the organism in Eukaryota, Metazoa, Arthropoda, Insecta, Hemiptera, Delphacidae. The transcript is spliced from 3 exons. The coding region runs from base 272 to 1927 and encodes 551 amino acids. The record is from RefSeq and is a predicted model, not a curated record.
AAGGUGUGCUGAUGCUUUAAACUGUUGCUCAACAGACAGAUGAGUUGUACAAGCACACGUGAAUCUUUUGUGACGUUGCUUACUAGUGAUUAUUUUCAUCCGUGAUGAAUUGGAGUAGCAACAAAUAGUCAGAUCGUUUAGGUAUGUUGGUCAUAUUUGUCUCGAGUGGAAUAAUCUACACAAAUAUAUUUGUGAAAAUGUGUAUUGUUCAACUUGAGCACAAUUGAUACAACGAGCAGUUUUCCAGUGAAAAACGCUAUCACUUAUCGAAAUGAGUCUUAGAGGAUAUGUAGAAGCUUCAAGAAUAUUUUUAUUGAUUGCAAUAAUUUCUACUUUCAUAACUUGCAUGGUAUGCCGAAACAUUCUAGACAAAGAAAAUGCACAUCCACUGGCGGUGGAUGGCGGUGCCAAUGUUUUAGAUGAAUUGGAGGAUCAACUAAAUCCAUUACUCUUCUCUACAAGUGAGAACUCAAAGACCCAUGAGAAAUCGAACACUGGCGAAGAAACCCUACAAAAAUCAACAGACAUCAACAAACCAGCUGAAAAUAUACCAGACAUCGAGUUUUUCGAGUAUAGACACCAUGCCACACCUCAUCCAACUUUAGAAAAUGAUGAGUUGGGAUUUGAUUACGAUUACAAUGAUGAUCAAAAGCGAGGUAUCUCCCAUGCAGACACAAUGAAUCAGGAAGGAGCAAGCAGAGAUGAUGUUGGUUUAGAGAGGUACACUGAGGAAAGUAUAAGUUCAAAUAAUAAAGGACAAAAGGAGGAUUCCAAUGAUAGUGCCUGGAUUCCUGAUUGUGAUAUACCUCCUUACCCUGAUAUGCUACGAAAAUCACCAGAUGGAAAUGAUAUAAUAGAUAACUUGGGUACAGGAGCCUCGGAUGUGGACAGUGGAUCCCACAGUCCUGAUCUCAUGAAAAAUAUAAUUGUAGAGAACUCAACGUUUAAACAGGAGCUAGAAGAUAGACUAUUAGAAGGGUUCUUGGAUGGAUCUUCUGGUGAUAUGACUUCUCUAAAUUCAGAAAUAGAUGAUCUAGGGGGGACAGAAACAGUGAAGGUGGAGGUUGAUUUCUUAAAAAGGUUGUUGGAACUGAAAAAUUCUUUAAGAAGCUUGUUGAGAGACGAUACACCUUUUGAAGCGAACCUUAGAAAUACUAUGAAGGAAGUCAGUGCAGUUCUUGAAGAUCGCUUUGGCCAAGUGGAGAAUUUGCAUAAGGCAAUGAGAGUUAAAGACUUGAAUGGGAGGAAACAAGUGCAGAAGUUACAAGACUAUCAUAAAAAGACUAUGGAUUCACCAGAUGGAGAUGAGAAUGUUUUGUUAGAGGUCAAGAAAGCUAGAAAACGUCUGAAGAUGAUUACUAGGAAUAACGAUGAGGACCUACAUCCAGACUACAUUGAUGUGAUGCGAGAAUUGAUUUCAAUGCUCAAAACAUUCAAAAAGGUGGUGAGAAACAACAAAGUUGAAGUCAGACAUGAUGAAAAACUGUUAGGUUCAGGCGAUCAAGAUUUUCCCCCAAAAAAAUCUUCCGAGAAGGAUUUGGAGGACCAAAACAUAGUAAAAAAUAUUAUAGAUACCUUGGAUCUUCAACUCGCUGAUGGGAUAGAAGAGAAUGGGAAAACGAGUAGAGUAAAGAACCUCAAGAUACCUAAACAAUCAUGGACAAUUGAUACUUCGGAUCCGGAUUAUGAAGAAAAUAUCGAAAUCGGAAGAAAAGAUCUAGAAAAUAAAUUGAAGAACCACAGGAGUAAAAGAUUGAAAUCUUGGAAUGAUGAAUUGGAAUUGAAAGUCUCUGAGUUUGAUUCAUUGGAAGAGUGGAAGGAGGAAAUGACGAGGAAGCAGGAACGGAAAAGGAAGAAGAAAGAAAUGAAGAGAAAGAAAAGAGAGAAUAAGAAGUACUUUGGAAGUAAGUUGUUUGAUGAUUUGUGACUAGAACUAGAAAGAAGUUGUGGAUCUCGUCAGUUAUUAAUGUGUGUAUUUUAUGAGAUUAGCAUAUUAUAUGGCCUUCUACUUAUUCUCUAAGAUCAAAACAAGACAAUCAGUUCAGAUGAUUCUGUGGAUGAAUGCAACAUUUUGUUCAGUGUUAUGGAUUCAAAAGUGGAAAUAUAUGCAAUAUUCAACGUUA